Messenger RNA from Closterium sp. Yama58-4, 1389 nucleotides. Lineage: Eukaryota; Viridiplantae; Streptophyta; Zygnematophyceae; Desmidiales; Closteriaceae. The record is from the annotation of a GenBank genome assembly.
AUGAAGCCCUUCGAGGCCAUCCCCUCAACUCAACCACCUCCGUACUUCUUUUCUGUCCAUCCGUCACCCAGUAUUCCUACGCUCAGGGGCCAGAAGGUGCAUCGCAUGAAGCUGGCCUUCGACUGGGGUUACACGCAGGGCAACAACUUCUACCACUUCCUUCUUCGUCGCUUUACCCUCAACCCCUCUCCACCCUCUCCACCUGUCUCCACCCCUCUCCACCCCUCCACCCCUCUCCACCCCUCUCCACCCCUCCAGUUCUCCUACUCACAAGGUCAAAAGGUGCAUCGCAUGCACCUGGCCUUCGACUGGGGUUACACGCAGGGCAACAACUUCUACCACUUCCUCGUCGAGGCCAUUCCCUCGUUCUUCGUCGCUGCUGCGGCGCUGCCCAACUUCAGAGACAUUCCCAUUAUUGCAGAGCGCUUCCAGUGGGACCUAUACGACAGCAUAGGGCGCAUCUUCAUAGGGGUGAAUCGCACGGACAUGAGAGCCGUUCAGGCAACCGAAGGGGACCUUUUCCACAUUGACACACUCUAUCUGCCAAUGCUCCAGGAGUGCGGCGCACCCAACAAGGCGCUGUGGAUGGAGCUGAGGCGGCACCACCUGCUGCACCCGCAGGGCCUGCCUCUCUUCCGCCGCGACUUCUCCUACCACUACCGCCCAGCGCUCUCCUACCAGCAACUCACCCACCUGCCCCCCGACUGGCUCGUGGUGCUGGCGCAGCGUCCCUCAGGGAAGCGCUCCUUUGUCAACACUGAGGAGGUUAAAGAAGCAGUUCUCGCUGCGUUUCCUCCCGAGAGAGUUGUUGUGUUUGAUGGCUCGCUGCAGCUCAUGCAAGCACGUGCUUUGUUUCGUCGGACUCGGCUCUUUGUGGGCGGCCAUGGGGCGGCGUUAUCCAACCUCAUCUUCAUGCCCGUUAGAUCUCACCUCUUGGAGAUUCGCCCUGACAAAUGCCCCAACCGUUGUUACAACAGCCUCGCAUAUGCAUGCUCUAUAAAGCUUUUCUUCGCCCUGCUCGCGCUCUCCCUCGCUGUGUCGCUCGCGCUGGCGCCUACGUGUCGCGCGAAUGAGAUCUUCACGGUCGAACCAGAAGACUUCGACGACGACGACGACGUGGCGGACGCCGCCAUUCCCGCCGCCGACGCGUCGCUUCCUGAUCUGAUGAGCAACCUCUUCGGCGCGAGCAGGCGGUUUCUUUGGACGUCUGACAUGCGCCGCGAGCUGUCGUGCAAGUCGGACUGCGAGGCGAAGAACAAGAAGUGCAACACGGAUUACAGCGAGUGCAAGCGCGAGAACAAGGACGACGAGCACAAGCACCACAAGUGCACGCACAAGUACAAGAAGUGCAAGAAAAAGGCCAAGAAGUGCCGCUCCAAGUGCGAUUAG